Molecule: messenger RNA, 3077 nt
Organism: Zea mays
Lineage: Eukaryota; Viridiplantae; Streptophyta; Magnoliopsida; Poales; Poaceae
Exons: 10
Coding region: 193-2715 (840 amino acids)
Molecular function (GO): protein binding
Source: RefSeq, marked validated
UGGGUAGGGGAAGAAGCAGGCGGCCAGGCGCAGAGCCGCAAAAGCAGACGCGGAAGCAGCCCAGGCCCGAGCCGAAGCGGGGAGGCGACGCCGCUGCACUACCACUCACCCGGUCAGCGAUUUGCCGCCUUGCGGGAGCCAGUUUUGGCGUCGGCGUCGGCGUGGAGUUCCCGGAGAGGGGUUCUGGCGAGGAUGAGCGGCAGCGGCAGCGGCAGCGGCGGAGGGGGAGCCAGGGGGCAGUCGGGGCCCGUGCCGGCGUCCGCGAGGAAGCUCGUGCAGGGGCUCAAGGAGAUCGUGAACCGUCCCGACGCGGAGAUCUACGCGGCGCUGCGGGAGUGCGGCAUGGACCCCGACGAGGCGGUCAGUCGGCUCCUCUGCCAAGAUACUUUUCAAGAGGUAAAGAGCAAGCGUGAUAAGAAAAAGGAGGUUAAAGAAACCCUAGAUCCAAGAUCUCGAGGAGCAAGUAACUCCUGUCGAUCCAGUAGAGGUGGUAUGGACCGUGCUGGACGAAGCAGUUCAGUCCAGUCUGGAUCCAGUGGCACUGAUUAUGUGACUUCAAGGUCAUCCAUAUUGGGACCUGCUGUGCCAGUUAAGCCAACAGUUCCUAGUUUGUCAACAAACAAAGAUGUGGUUUUUAAUGGAUCAGUUGGAGCACCACAAUCAUCAUCUGGUUUUCAGCAUAAUUGGUUUGGGGUGCCAGGUCAGAUGUCAAUGGCUGAUAUAGUGAAAAUGGGAAGACCUCAAGUGAGGUCUUCUGGAAAGCCUAUGGCUGCAGCAGACACAUCAUAUGCUGGUCAAACCCCAUCUUUAUCUAGCUCUGUAAACCAGAACUCGAAACAAUCUGCUAGCACAACCCUACCAACUACUUUUGAUCAGGGCUUUCCUGCUCUCCCAGACCCUAUUCCACAUACUGUGAAUUCUAGUCAUGGUUCUGCUGGGAACAACCAUACACAUGAGAAUGAUUGGUUUCCUCAGGAUGAGCCUCAAUCUGGAGUUCAGUCCACAGGCAUUGAGGCAUCUGGUGACCAAUCGCUAUCUGUGGCAUCACUGGACCAAUCUAUGUUGGUUGCUGGUACUGCUUACUCACAAGAAAAUUCUCAUGCAGAAGAGAACAACUCAACUGCAGUUAAAGCAACAGUGUCUUCCGAAAGACACUUGGAAAUUGUGGAGGAGGACAAUCAUUACAACGAUGGGUUAUUGCAGAACUGUGCUUACCAGGCUCAAGUGCACUCCUAUGUUGAUAAUGAAGUUGGGGUUUCUAAUGUUGAUGCAGAAUCAGCCGUGGCAAACUUUCAGCAUUUAAGCCUACAGAAUGAAGAUAUAGUUGUAACCAAAUCUGAAGAUAACCAUGCGGUUAUACUCCCUGAUCAUCUACAAGCUACAAAUGCAGACUGUGCUCAUCUGAGCUUUGGUAGUUUUGAAUCUGGUGCCUUCUCUGGCUUGUUUUCAUCAAAGGUCACAAAAGACAGUUUGGAGGACAACGAGGUGCAUAUUCCAGAUGAAUCCCCAUCAGUUAAUCUCGAUGCCAGGAAUCAAGAUUACUACGACAACGAUGCUCUAAAUUUGUCAGCAAAUGAGGAUGUUGAGACAAGAAUUGGUACUAACAUGGAUAACAUUGAUGGACCUUCAGUUUCACAGUCUGAUGUACCGAGGCAGGGGGCCAUAGAUGUGCCUGGUCUUCAAUAUGACAUGCCAUCAGUUCCAAGUCAUGCAUAUUCAAGCACAACGCAGCCAAGUAAAAUGGAAGACCCACAAGGAAACACACAAGCACAACCCCUUUCCCAUUUUUCUGGCUUACUGCAAGCAAAUACUCUACCCAAUUACUUGUUGGGGUCAAAUCUUACCCCUAUUCGGGAGUUUGACUUCUCGCAGUUACUUCAGACACAGUCAGCUACAAAGUAUAACCCAUCUGCGGCACCUAAUAAUCUGCCAGCAAUCUCCAUGCAAGAGACUUUAAAACCAGGAGGCUUUCCCAACACUCAGUCUACGCAACAUGUUCCCAAUACGAGCAUACCAUCGGGUCUUCCUCUCCCACAACAAUUGCCUGUAUACUCUCAGCCAACUCUGCCUCUUGGGCCUUUUACCAGCCUGGUUGGCUAUCCAUAUUUGCCUCAGAACUACUACCUACCAUCUGCGGCCUUCCAGCAAGCGUACUCAAGUAAUGGGCCUUUCCAUCAAUCUGGUGCUCCUGCUGUGCCUGGAGCUGGUAUGAAGUAUUCGAUGCCACAAUACAAGAGCAGCCCACCUGCUUCGAGCCUACCACAGCCAUCAUCACUCUCUGGUUAUGGAGGGUUCGGAAAUGCAAAUAAUAUUCCUGGAAAUUUCAGCCUAAAUCAGGGUGCUCCCUCUGCGCCUACAACUUUGGGAUUUGAUGAAGCUUUAGGCACACAAUUCAAAGACCCCAAUCACUAUGCAGCUCUACAGCAGAGUGAUAAUUCGGCAAUGUGGCUUCAUGGAGGCGCUGGUUCAAGAACAGUUUCUGCAGUUCCGCCUGGUAACUUCUAUGGUCUUCAGGGCCAGAGCCAGCAGGGUGGCUUCCGCCAGGCACAUCAGCCCUCUCAAUACGGUGGUCUUGGGUACCCAAGCUUCUACCAGUCGCAGUCGCAGGCCAGUCUGCCACAGGAGCACCCCCAGAACCUCACCGAGGGAAGCUUGAACAAUUCCCAGGGCGUACCAUCCCAGCCAUCGCACCAUCUCUGGCAGCACAGCUACUAAACCUUCUGUGCUCUCUUGGGAGAUGCCUCUCUACGCUGCCAGGUUAUCUGCAAGCCUUGGCACGCUGCGCCGUGAAGCGAACAGACUAGCUGAACUGCCGUCUUGAGCGGUGCUGAGCAGAGGACGGUCCAUCCAACAGCGAUGGAGUGCUUGUUUUUUUCCCUUUCUUUCCCAGUUGUGUUCUGAAACUAAUUUAAGCUGUCGCGGUUUUUAUUUGAUAGUGAGUGGUGUUGCAAAGGUGCUAUCUUGUAACGGUGAAGUCCUAACUCAUCUAACAGAUCUGCUUCCCAUACCCCUGUAAUAUGCCAUUUUGUUCUUGAUGCCUAGAAGCUUGAAGCUUCUACGUGUUGCUGCUACUUUCA